UCUUCAAAGCAAAAAAAACCCACCUCAAGUUCAACCAUGGCAUCCUCCAAGCUUAGAGACUCGUGUUCCUUCCCAAAUCUUCUCCUCUCAUGUUUGAAUUUCACUCUCUUCAUACUCUCCUCAGUAUCCCUAGCGCCCAUAAUUCUUCUCAGGUUCCCACCCACUUCACUGGGCUUGGCAUUCCUCAUGGUCUCUUGCAUUACUAUUCUCUCCUCCUUCAUUGGCUUCUACUCCCAGUUAACCCACUUUUGCUUCAUAACCCAUGUAUCGCUUCUACUUGCAUCCCUGCUAGGACAACUUUUUGGCGUACUAGCUUUGUUUACAAAAGAAAGAUCAAGCCUUACAACAAUUAAGUCGCCCCGUGAUCCCCGUGAGGCAAAGCUUUUCGUGAGGCUGGAGUGUGGGGUUUUGAUGGCAAUGUUCCUGGUGCAGUUUGUUGUGUUAGUAUUGAGCUGUGCUGUGCAUGCAUGUUGGAUGAGGGAGUAUGAAGGAUUGGAAGCUGAGAGAGACGCCACGGCGAGAAAGAGAAGUAGAAGGAUUGCAAGAGUGCAAGAGGAAGCCGUGGCAAAUGCUGCUAAAAUUGCAGAUGUUAAAGCCAAAGAGCUGGAUGACAAGAUGAAGAACAAGUAUGGUCAGUGGAUCAAGACAGACUUUGAAGGCUGAGGCAUUUACCUUUGUUGCACGCUUAUAUAUAAAUCUUCUGUGAUGAGUUUUCUGCUCUUUUUUGCGCGUCUAGGGGUCACUACUGUGGUGGCCACCGGAGGACGAUGUAGUACCCUAUUGAGUGCCUUCUCUCUGUAAUAUAGUGCUCUAUAUUUCUGCU
Tripterygium wilfordii is the source of this 823-nucleotide messenger RNA. RefSeq lists its product as uncharacterized. NCBI's taxonomy places the organism in Eukaryota, Viridiplantae, Streptophyta, Magnoliopsida, Celastrales, Celastraceae. The record is from RefSeq and is a predicted model, not a curated record. The transcript has a single exon. Bases 37 to 663 code for a protein of 208 amino acids.